Messenger RNA from Dunckerocampus dactyliophorus (ringed pipefish), 2458 nucleotides. It is a transcript of the gene tnfb, whose product is annotated as tumor necrosis factor b (TNF superfamily, member 2). Gene Ontology annotation, molecular function: tumor necrosis factor receptor binding. The coding region runs from base 53 to 823 and encodes 256 amino acids. NCBI's taxonomy places the organism in Eukaryota, Metazoa, Chordata, Actinopteri, Syngnathiformes, Syngnathidae. Gene Ontology annotation, cellular component: membrane. The transcript has 4 exons. Gene Ontology annotation, biological process: immune response. The record is from RefSeq and is a predicted model, not a curated record.
GCGAGCUCAGCACAAACCGGUCUAGCGUGUGCAAGCAUCUCAGCUCAGCAACAUGGUGAUGUACACUUCGCCACCGGCAGACCCGGAGGCGGGCUUGGAGGAGAAGACGGUGGUGGUGGUGGAGAAGAGAUCGUUUGCAGGAUGGAUGUGGAAGCUCUCUGCGGGCCUCCUGGUGGCCGCCCUGUGCUUAGGCCUGGUCCUGCUGUUCGCCUGGUACUGGCACGGUAGAUCCGAGCCCAUGACGCCUGCAGGCCCGACUCAGGCGCUGGUCGAGGACCCAGAGGAUAAAACAGAUCCUCACGACACCCUACUGAGAAUCAGCAGCAAAGCCAAGGCCGCCAUUCACUUAGAAGGGAUCCAUACUGGAGGUCAGAGUAUGCCAGAACAGCUGGAGUGGAGGAACGGUCAGGGUCAGGCCUUCGCUCAGGGUGGCCUACGCCUGCUCAACAACCAGAUCGCCGUCCCGCACACGGGCCUCUACUUUGUCUACAGCCAGGCGUCCUUUCGCGUGUCCUGUAGCGAGGAGGAGGCGGAGGAGAAUGAAAUGGCGAGCAAGAACUUCAUGCCCCUCAGCCACAGGAUCUGGCGGUACUCCGACUCGGUGGGGCGCAAGGCGUCCCUGAUGAGCGCGGUGAGGUCGGCGUGCCAGCAGGGAGGAUCGGCCGAGAACGAUCACCGCGCCAAGCAGGGCUGGUACAACGCCUUGUACCUGGGCGCCGUCUUCCAGCUCAACAAGGGCGACCGGCUGUGGACGGAGACCAAUCAGCUGUCGGAGCUGGAGACGGACGGUGGAAAGACCUUCUUUGGCGUGUUUGCACUUUGACUCCCACCUCAAAGUGUGGCCUACCUCCCACAGAACUUCUCCCCCAACAAGACUGGUUCUGCUCUCUGCUGAGGAACCAAAGAUCAAUUCCUUUUGCUUAGCAAAUAGGAUUUUUUUCACCGUUUAUCCUAUUCGGGUCACAGGUGAGCUGGAGUUCGUCUCAGCUGGCUUUGACAAGAGGCGGGGUACACGCUGGACGGGUUGCCAGCCGAUCACAGGGGUUUAUACUAGUAUACAUAUAUCUAGUAUAUGGAUGGAUGGAUAUAUAUUUGUUUCUUCGUUUUUGUCUGCACGUUUAUUCAUCGAUGCGAUGAUGAAGAAGUCUUUGAAUCUCAAUGGAGAUGAACUUUAGCAUCUUUAUGAACUGUACCAGUUUACAUCUGCUGUCUAUUUAUUUCUAUUUAUUUGUAUUUAAAGCAUCGGGACAUGGUGCUAUUUAUGGAGAGUAAAGUUUCAAUACGACAACAACAAAACGGCUGUGUUACAAAUAAGUUAGCGCUGGGAAUAUCAGGGUAGCUCACGUUAGGAUACGAUUUGCAAUACACGGCUCACGAUCAUGAUGACGGGAACGUCUCGACAUGGCAACAAGAUGAAACAAAAACAAACAACUACUUGUAGUUUAUAUUUGGCAGCAUAAUAAGAAACACCAAUUGUGCAAAAACAAUGACACAGUUUUUGGGGAACAUAACUCGAAACAGAACUUUAUUUCAGGUGACACUACUUUAAAGUCGCUCAGAAAUCACAACAGCUCAAGUCUCUCAUGCAGAUCAAAUCUAUUAAGCAGAGGCACAACAAAAAUAAAUGGUGGAUUAUGGUAGCGGUGACGUAAUCAGCGGAAUUGUCAUGGAAAGUUUGGCUCUUUUUAAAGAACUGGAUCCCAAAAGGAAAAGGGUGGAGUGCUGUCUGCGGGUCAGGGAUGAGGUCCUCCUCCAAGUGCAGAGGUUUAAGUACCUCGGGGUCUUGUUCACGAGUGAGUGAAGGCUGGGACGCGAGGCUGGCAGGUGAAUUGGUGCAGCGUCUGCAGUGAUGCGGACUCCGCAUUGAUCAGUUGUGGUGAAGAGGGAGCUGAGCCGAAAGGCAAAGCUCUCACUUUACGGGUCGUUCUACGUUCCUACCCUCACCUGUGGUCAUGAGCUUCGGGUAGUGACCCAAAGGACAAGAUGGCGGGUACACGCAGCUAAAAUGAGUUUUCUCUGAAGGGUGGCUGGGCUCUCCCUUAGAGAUAAAGUGAGAAGCACAGUAGAACCGCUGCUUCUCCACAUUGAGAGGAGCCAGAUGAGGUGGCACGGGCAUCUGGUCAGGAUGCCUCCUGGACUCCUCCCAGGGGACGGGAGGAGUCGGGAGGGCACGUCCGACCGGUAGGAGGCCACGGGGAAGACCCAGAACACGUUGGAGAGACUAUGUCUCACAACUGGCCUGGGAACACCUCAGGAUCCGCCAGGAGGAGCUGGACGAAGUGGAUGAAGCCUGAGCUUCCCUGCUUAGGCUGCUGCCCCCGCGACCCGGCCGGAUAAGCGUCAGAAGAUGGAUGGCUGGAUGGCUCCCAGACGGCUCCUCAGAUUGUUUACCAAAAUACGUGUAAAAUCUAUUUCUAGUGUAAAAACAUUUGUUGUUUAUAUGGCUUUGUUUAUCUAC